CGUCAGCUGACCCAUCGCCAUCUUGGCCGCCAUUUGCGAGCGGCCCGGAGCAGGGAGGUGAGCGUUCUGUGGAAGCGGGGCCUCACUCGCCGCCCCUCUUCUCAGACUGGUCUCCGCCCGCAGCCGUAGCUCUGGCCUCCACGUCGCUCCCUCCGCGGCGGCCGAAAGCGCAGCACGUCGCGCGCCUGAGGUGCGGUCGCCGGGUGCCCGCGCCUUCCAGGGCCGCGGCGGAGGUGUUCCCCUCGGAGGCCGCAGCUCGCGGGUCGCCGCGAUGGCCCUCAAGAUGGUCAAGGGUAGCAUCGACCGCAUGUUCGACAAGAACCUGCAGGAUCUGGUCCGCGGCAUCCGCAAUCACAAGGAAGACGAGCCUGUGACCUAGAUUAAGGAAGAAGUGAGAUAGCGGCGCCUAAUGCCUGGCUCAAUAUAAGGACACAGGCCUCCUCCUGGGCAGGAAGGCCUUCUUGAAAGAGGGCAUCCAUGACAGGCCAAGUACAUCUCACAGUGCAUUGAUGAGAUCAAGCAGGAGCUGAAGCAGGACAACAUUGCUGUGAAGGCCAACGCUGUCUGCAAGCUUACCUAUUUACAGAUGCUCGGGUAUGACAUCAGCUGGGCUGCCUUUAACAUCAUCGAAGUUAUGAGUGCCUCCAAGUUCACAUUCAAGCGUGUUGGCUACCUGGCCGCCUCCCAGUGCUUCCAUGAAGGCACCGAUGUCAUCAUGCUGACCACCAACCAGAUCCGCAAGGACCUGAGCAGCCCCAGCCAGUACGACACUGGAGUGGCAUUGACUGGUCUGUCCUGUUUUGUCACCCCAGAUCUUGCCAGAGACCUGGCAAAUGACAUCAUGACCCUGAUGUCUCACACGAAGCCAUACAUCAGGAAGAAGGCAGUGUUGAUUAUGUACAAGGUGUUCCUCAAGUACCCUGAGUCACUGCGUCCCGCCUUUCCCCGGCUCAAGGAGAAGCUGGAGGACCCAGACCCAGGGGUGCAGUCAGCAGCUGUUAAUGUGAUUUGUGAGCUAGCGCGCCGCAACCCUAAGAACUAUCUAUCCCUGGCCCCGCUGUUUUUCAAGCUCAUGACAUCCUCCACCAACAACUGGGUCCUCAUCAAGAUCAUCAAGCUGUUCGGCGCUCUGACUCCCCUGGAGCCCAGGCUGGGCAAGAAACUGAUCGAGCCUCUCACCAACCUUAUUCACAGCACCUCUGCCAUGUCCCUGCUGUACGAGUGUGUGAAUACUGUGAUUGCAGUGCUCAUCUCGCUGUCUUCUGGCAUGCCCAACCACAGUGCCAGCAUCCAGCUCUGCGUUCAGAAGUUGAGGAUACUGAUAGAAGACUCAGACCAGAACUUAAAGUACCUGGGCCUGCUGGCCAUGUCUAAAAUUCUGAAGACGCACCCCAAGUCAGUGCAGUCUCACAAGGACCUGAUCCUGCAGUGCCUGGAUGACAAGGAUGAGUCCAUCCGCCUGCGCGCCCUUGACCUGCUCUAUGGAAUGGUAUCCAAGAAGAACCUGAUGGAGAUCGUGAAGAAGCUGAUGACCCAUGUGGAUAAGGCUGAGGGCACCACCUAUCGAGAUGAGCUGCUUACCAAGAUCAUUGACAUCUGCAGCCAGUCCAAUUACCAGCACAUCACUAACUUUGAGUGGUACAUCAGCAUCCUUGUGGAGCUGACUCGUCUGGAAGGUACCCGCCAUGGUCAUCUCAUCGCUGCACAGAUGCUGGAUGUAGCCAUCCGCGUCAAGGCCAUUCGCAAAUUUGCUGUGUCUCAGAUGUCUGCACUACUUGACAGUGCCCACCUGGUAGCCAGCAGCACCCAACGCAAUGGCAUCUGUGAGGUGCUCUACGCUGCUGCCUGGAUCUGCGGGGAAUUCUCAGAGCACCUACAGGGACCCCAGCAAACCCUGGAGGCCAUGCUGCGGCCUAAGGUCACCACACUGCCCGGCCACAUCCAGGCUGUGUAUGUGCAGAACGUGGUAAAGCUGUACGCAUCCAUCCUGCAGCAGAAGGAGCAGGCUGCGGACACUGAGGCUGCACAGGAGGUCACCCAGCUUCUGGUGGAGCGGCUGCCACAGUUUGUACAGAGUGCUGACCUGGAGGUGCAGGAGCGGGCGUCCUGCAUCCUGCAGCUUGUCAAGCAUGUGCAGAAGCUACAGGCAAAAGGUGUGCCGGUAGCCGAGGAAGUGAGCGCCUUGUUCGCUGGUGAACUGAACCCUGUGGCCCCCAAGGCCCAGAAGAAGGUCCCAGUUCCUGAAGGCCUAGACCUGGAUGCCUGGAUCAAUGAGCCACCUUCAGACAGUGAGUCUGAGGAUGAGAAACCCAAGGCCAUCUUCCAUGAAGAGGAGCCAAGGCAUGCACGGCGCCGGCAGCCUGAGGAAGAUGAGGAGGAGCUGGCCCGGCGGCGAGAAGCCCGGAAGCAGGAGCAAGCCAACAACCCUUUCUAUAUCAAGAGUUCCCCGUCCCCACAAAAGCGAUACCAGGAUGCACCAGGUGUGGAGCACAUUCCUGUGGUGCAGAUCGACCUCUCAGUGCCUCUGAAGGUUCCAGGCCUGCCCAUGUCAGACCAGUAUGUAAAGCUGGAGGAGCAGCGGCGGCACCGGCAGCGACUGGAGAAGGACAAGAAGAGGAAGAAGAAGGAGAAGGGGAAGCGCCGCCACAGCUCCCUGCCCACAGAGAGCGAUGAGGACAUUGCCCCUGCCCAGCGCGUGGACAUCAUCACUGAAGAGAUGCCUGAGAAUGCUCUGCCUAGUGACGAGGAUGACAAAGACCCCAAUGACCCCUACAGGGCGCUGGACAUUGACCUAGAUAAGCCCUUGGCUGACAGCGAGAAACUGCCUGUCCAGAAACACAGGAAUGCAGAAACUGUGAAGUCACCAGAGAAAGAGGGCGUCCCUGGUAUAGAGAAGAAGAGCAAGAAGCCCAAAAAGAAGGAGAAGAAGCCCAAAGAGAGAGAGAGAGAGAAGAAGGACAAGAAAGGCGAGGACUUAGACUUCUGGCUAUCCACCACCCCGCCACCUGCUGCUGUCCCUGUUCCUGCCCCAUCCACAGAAGAGUUUUCUGUGAGCACUGUUGCCCCAGAUAAAGAUGAGGGUGAAGAACUCCAGAGAGAAGAGCCGGAGGAUGAGGAGGACAACAUGGAUCGUGACCAGGAAAAGAAAUCGUCCCGGCACAAGAAGAAGAAACAUAGGAAAGAGAAGGAGGAGAGGCCACGAGACAAAAAGAAAGUCAAGAAGAAGCAGGCUGCACUGCUGGAGAAUGGUGCGACAGAGGAGGAGGAGCCCAUCCCGCCCAUGUCCAGCUACUGCCUUCUGGCUGAGAAUUCCUACAUUAAAGUGACAUAUGACAUCCAAGCCAGCCUACAGAAGGACAGCCAAGUGACCGUGUCAGUCAUCCUGGAGAACCAGAGCAACAGCUUCCUGAAGAACAUGGAGCUGAAUGUGCUGGACUCACUCAAUACAAAGAUGGCUCGGCCAGAGGGUUCAUCAGUGCAUGAUGGUGUGCCUGUGCCUUUCCAGCUACCCCCUGGAGUCUCCAAUGAGGCCCAGUUUGUGUUCACCAUUCAGAGCAUCGUCAUGGCCCAGAAACUCAAAGGCACACUGUCCUUCAUUGCCAAGGACAAUGAAGGGGCCACCCAUGAGAAGUUAGACUUUCGGCUGCAUUUCAGCUGUAGUUCCUACCUGAUCACCACUCCCUGCUACAGUGAUGCCUUUGCCAAGUUGCUGGAGUCAGGAGACCUGAGCAUGAACUCUAUCAAAGUCGAUGGCAUUAGUAUGUCUUUCCAGAACCUCCUGGCAAAGAUCUGUUUCCACCACCACUUUUCCGUUGUGGAGCGAGUAGACUCCUGUGCCUCCAUGUACAGCCGCUCGAUCCAGGGUCACCAUGUCUGCCUGCUGGUGAAGAAGGGUGAGAGCUCCGUGUCAGUAGAUGGGAAGUGCAGUGAUGCCACACUGCUCAGCAGUCUGCUGGAAGAGAUGAAGACCACGCUGGCCCAGUGCUGAAUGAUGGAGUCCAGGAUGCCCAACACACUAUGGACAGAUGUGAUGGGUCUUGCCUCUCCUCUCCUUUGUCAAAUGUAGUGUCCCCACACCCAGCAUUAAUUUAACACCACUGGCCUCCA
This is a messenger RNA of Phodopus roborovskii (desert hamster), 4107 nucleotides long. It is a transcript of the gene Ap3d1, whose product is annotated as adaptor related protein complex 3 subunit delta 1. The transcript has 32 exons. The record is from RefSeq and is a predicted model, not a curated record. Gene Ontology annotation, cellular component: endosome membrane; terminal bouton; presynaptic endosome. Gene Ontology annotation, biological process: synaptic vesicle membrane organization; Golgi to vacuole transport; neurotransmitter receptor transport, postsynaptic endosome to lysosome. Lineage: Eukaryota; Metazoa; Chordata; Mammalia; Rodentia; Cricetidae. The coding region runs from base 587 to 3988 and encodes 1133 amino acids.